Molecule: messenger RNA, 502 nt
Organism: Cyprinodon variegatus (sheepshead minnow)
Lineage: Eukaryota; Metazoa; Chordata; Actinopteri; Cyprinodontiformes; Cyprinodontidae
Product: glycerophosphodiester phosphodiesterase domain-containing protein 5-like
Exons: 3
Coding region: 35-502 (155 amino acids)
Biological process (GO): positive regulation of neuron differentiation; lipid metabolic process
Cellular component (GO): plasma membrane
Molecular function (GO): glycerophosphodiester phosphodiesterase activity
Source: RefSeq, a predicted model, not a curated record
UUCUUUGCUGCAGCUGGCCCCUGAAAACACCAUAAUGUCAUUUAGCAGAGCCCUGCAGCAUGGAGCUAGCUCUCUGGAAGCAGAUGUCACCAUCAGUGUGGAUGGAGUUCCUUUCCUCAUCAGGGACCAUACUUUAAGUCGGACUACAGACGUCGGUAAAGUCUUCCCCUCCAGAGAGCACGAAGAUGCCUCCUUCUUUAACUGGACAGAGAUUCACUCUUUAAAUGCAGGGCAUUGGUUUUUGGAGAGCGACCCCUACUGGACAGUAAAAACCUUGAGCACGAAGGAUCGCACCAGGAUAGCAAACCUGACAAUUUGCAGCUUGGUAGAUAUGCUACGUCUAGCAGCCAGAGCCAACUGCUCGGUGUUGCUCAACAUCCGCAAGCCUGCACCAGAUCACCCCCGCUUCCGCAGCUGGUUUAUGGACACACUGUGGACUCUGCAAAAAGCAGGGAUUUCCCAGAAAAAGGUGACAUUGAAUAUACAAAUCUUCUGGUUUUGA